Sabethes cyaneus is the source of this 1407-nucleotide messenger RNA. RefSeq names its product 2-oxo-4-hydroxy-4-carboxy-5-ureidoimidazoline decarboxylase-like. Gene Ontology annotation, molecular function: carboxy-lyase activity. Bases 127 to 651 code for a protein of 174 amino acids. The transcript is spliced from 3 exons. The record is from RefSeq and is a predicted model, not a curated record. Gene Ontology annotation, biological process: allantoin metabolic process. Lineage: Eukaryota; Metazoa; Arthropoda; Insecta; Diptera; Culicidae.
AACGUUGCUCUUGAAGGUAGCACUCGGAGCAAACGCGGAAGGCAAAAUUAAAAUUUUGAGUAGAAAAGUUCAACAAUUGUCUCAUUUUUUACGGUAUUGUUUUAGAACAUUAUUACACACGUAAAAAUGAGGACAAAACUUUCGUUAGACCAGCUCAACGCACUCACACCGGCGGAAUUUCAUAAAACUUUCGAAAAUGUUGUCGAAUGUUGGCCUGAGGCGGCGAUUUUCUGUUCAGCAAUGACUCCGUUCAAAAAUUUCGAGUCGAUGAUUACAAUUUUCGAAAAUUAUCUGCAGAGAUUAAGCAACGAUAAUAAGCUACGGAUUCUACGUCUGCAUCCAGAUCUAGCAGGAAAAUUACUUGAUACACAGCAACUUACAGAGGAGUCUAGCUACGAGCAAUCAUGUGUUGGUUUGGACAAACUGGCACCGGCAGAUAAGCAGCGCUUGACCAAGAUGAAUGAUGAGUACAAGCAAAAAUUUGGAUUCCCUUUUGUGAUUUGCGUGCGAGAAGCUUCUAAAUUUGAGGCAAUAAUAAAUGGUGUAGGUGCAAGAAUCAAUAAUAAUCCAGAUAUUGAGCUUGACAUUGCAAUGAAUGAGGUGAAAAAGAUUUGCCGGUUAAGGAUAUUGCAACUAGUGAAUAAUUUAUGAGUUAAAAUCUGCCGUGGAGAUGGAUUGUAGUUAUAUUUCUCAUAUUAGACUAAUUGGUGUAGUUAAUCCGUUUUUAUAUCACAACAUAAAUUGUGUACAUAUAGCGUGGACCCCCGUUCGUUUGACCGUUUUUAAUCUGAACACUUUUUAAUUUGCACCACGUUGGUUUGCACGACGUGCAAAUUAAAAAUGGUUCAAAUGUCAUUCUCAACAUGACAUCAUUUGCUCAUGCAGACAAUGCGCAUAAACGCGAUUUGUUUGUAUUGAUCUAGCGUGUUUAAUCUGUUUCACAUUGCGUUUUACCAACGAUUAUGAUAGAAAUCCGAUCGAAGAAUGAAAUGUUCGCUGCUUCCAACUUCCAACUGAAUCAAACCACCAAAACAAUAACAAAGAGUAGGGUGACCAGUUCACACAAUUUCCAGUAUAUUUAGGGUUGCCAGUUGUUCAAAUUAAAAACUGACCCCGUUAGCUUGCAUGAGAAAUCGUUCAAACGAACGGGGGUCCACUGUAUGUAUAUGUAACCGGAAAGAAAAACAGCUCAAAAUAAUCUACAGUUAGUAACUUUUAUUGGGAGAUUGCAGAAUAAAAAAAAUAAAUUGAGUAAGCGCAACUUUCUCAAACAAUAGCCAAGCCUCAAGCUAUAUUAAUGCAAAAUACCACAGCACGCCGCACCACGCAAAUAAUGAGCAAGGACUGCAUCUUUUUUCAACAGCGAUAGUACUAAUUCGGUAUGUGUCGGUAAGUUACAAGUAUUGC